Molecule: messenger RNA, 1952 nt
Organism: Malania oleifera
Lineage: Eukaryota; Viridiplantae; Streptophyta; Magnoliopsida; Santalales; Ximeniaceae
Product: aspartyl protease family protein At5g10770-like
Exons: 2
Coding region: 843-1883 (346 amino acids)
Biological process (GO): proteolysis
Molecular function (GO): aspartic-type endopeptidase activity
Source: RefSeq, a predicted model, not a curated record
GGGUUUAUAUAAUAACCACUAGGUUGCUCACCUCACCUCACUGCCUUAGCCUUACGACCCUCACCCCCUCACGCACAGCGCACGACCUCACAGGCGACUCCGCCGACUAGGAGGGGGGAUACUCCGUCCGAUCGUCCCCUUACAGGCGACUACGCCGCGAGAAUCCUGCCUUCACCUACUCGAUCGAUCCAAUUUUUGCAUCUUCAGGUAAAAAUUUCCAAAUCUAUAGUAGCUCCACUGUUCUAGGGUUUCGCUUGGUGCGAGCAUGGAAAAAGAAUGGUCCGAGUCGAUGCGAAGAGGGCGUUAGUUGGAGCGGGAUCUCGGAUCCUGUUCUACGGUUCCGAAGGGCCAAACCAUUAAUGUUACCAAGGAUGAUGUUUCAGCCAUUAAAAAGGUUGGUUAUUGCUCCGUCUAAUUGGCGAGAGGGAUAAAGGUUGGUUGCAUCGAGGAAGGUAUCCAAAGAUUUCACCUUUGAAGCUUAACUUUUCUGGGAUCUUUUGUCGGGAUGCUAGAGCUUGUAUGGUGUUGGUCGGAGGUGUGGGCACUAACCAAAUGCAGCAGUCUUCCAGCUUUACCUUUCAUGUGAUGCCAAUUCCUUUCAAUUUAUGGGAAUAUGACACCCGAACAAAGACGAUCUCAGAAAAGGAUCAUUUUUGGAAGUGGUUCAUAAAGAUGGGCCGUGCUUUCAAGCGCGAAAAGAAAAAUUAAAUACUUCCACUCAUAUUCUUGCCCAGAGAAUUGCUCAAGACCAAUAUCGAGUAGAUUCACUUCAUUCAAAGUAUAAGCUAUUGUCCACAAAUCAUCCAUCAACAGUCACGCUUCCAGCCACGCUUGGGCUAUCAAUGGGUUCAUUACUAUAUGUUGUGAAGGUGGGUCUAGGAACACCAGCCACAUAUCUCUCCCUUGCAUUUGAUACUGGUAGUGACCUCACAUGGACUCAAUGUGAGCCCUGCAUGCUACAUUGCUACAAUCAAACAGAACCAAUCUUCAAUCCCUCAAAAUCCACAUCUUAUUCCAACAUUCCUUGCAAAUCACCGUUGUGUGCUCAACUCGAUGCUCAUGGUUGCUUUAAAAAUUCCUCCUGCCUCUAUAGCAUUGAGUAUGGAGAUGAAUCAUACUCAUUUGGAUUCUUUGCAAAAGAAAAAUUAACCUUGACGCAAUUUGAUGUAAUUGAAAAUUUCCAAUUUGGUUGUGGCCAAAAUAAUUCGCUACUCCCCGAUGUAAUGACGUCCGGAAUCCUUGGACUCUCCCAAAGCAAUGCAUCUAUUGUGUCACAAACUGCUAAAAAAUACAAUGAGGUUUUUUCUCACUGCCUUCCAUCUUCACCUUGCUCUCUUGGCCACCUCACUUUUGGAAAUAUAAACGAUGUUCGUCAUCCCAUGAGUUUCACGCCCUUGCUAAAGAAUCCACAUGUGGACUUUCCUUUUUACUUCAUUGAGCUAAGAGCAAUUAGUGUUUGUGGACAAAAAUUACCUAUAAAUAUAUCGGUAUUUUUAAAGGUAGUGACUAUUAUAGACUCUGGCACUGUCAUCACUCGCCUACCUCCAUUGGCCUAUGAAGCCCUUCGAGCUGCUUUUCAAAAACAAAUGUCCAAGUAUCCGAGGGCUCAAAACAUGGAAAUUCUAGAUACAUGCUACAAUUUUAGCACAUACAAUUAUGUAACCAUACCCAAGAUUAGUCUCUUCUUUAAGGGAGAUGUAGAACUGAACAUUGAUGCAUCUGGAAUCAUUGCUAUGCUAGACAAGAAGCAAGCAUGCCUAGCUUUUGCUGGGAACGCAGAUGAAACAGAUAUUUCCAUCAUUGGAAAUUUUCAACAGAAAACACAUACUGUACUCUAUGAUGUUGUUGGGGAGAAACUUGGCUUUGGUGCCUGUGGUUGCUAGUAAGCUGGCUGAGCUCUAUGUGCGUUGUGCAUUUAUAUUAAUAAAAUAUUAAUAUCAAAUUGUCCUCUA